Ceratotherium simum simum (southern white rhinoceros) is the source of this 872-nucleotide messenger RNA. RefSeq names its product THAP domain containing 2 (gene THAP2). The record is from RefSeq and is a predicted model, not a curated record. Gene Ontology annotation, cellular component: nucleus. NCBI's taxonomy places the organism in Eukaryota, Metazoa, Chordata, Mammalia, Perissodactyla, Rhinocerotidae.
GCAGGGAGAUGCCGACCAACUGCGCGGCGGCGGGCUGCGCGGCCACCUACGACAAGCACGUCGACGUCAGCUUCCACAGGUUUCCUUUGGAUCCUAAAAGAAGAAAAGAAUGGGUUCGCCUGGUUAGGCGCAAAAAUUUUGUGCCAGGAAAACACACUUUUCUUUGUUCAAAGCACUUUGAAGCCUCCUGUUUUGACCUAACAGGACAAACUCGACGACUUAAAAUGGAUGCUGUUCCAACCAUUUUUGAUUUUUGUACCCAUAUAAAGUCUAUGAAACUGAAGUCAAGGAAUCUUUUGAAGAAAAACAACACUUGUACCCCAACCGGACCAUCUAAUUUAAAAUCCAACAUUAGUAGUCAGCAAGUACUACUUGAACACAGUUAUGCCUUUAGGAAUCCUAUGGAGGCAAAAAAGAGGAUAAUUAAACUGGAAAAAGAAAUAGCAAGCUUAAGAAGGAAAAUGAAAACUUGCCUACAAAAAGAGCGCAGAGCAACUCGAAGAUGGAUGAAAGCCACAUGCUUGGUGAAGAAUCUAGAAGCAAAUAACAUAUUACCCAAGGGCACAUCAGAACACAUUUUACCAACUGCCUUAAGCAGUCUUCCUUUGGAAGACUUCAAGAUACUUGAACAAGAUCAACAAGGUAAAACGUUACCAAUUCUCUAAAUCUAAAAUAGACCAAGAGUACCUUCAUUUAUGAUUACCCUGCAUAGAACUUGAUGCCCACCUUUCAUUCUAUUCAAAGGUAAAGAUAUUUAAGGAAAUUAUGCCAAAAGUGGGUAUUUAAUCAAGUUUUACUUGAAGUAACAUUACUACUGUAUAAUUUAUGAAGACUUGAUUACAAAAAAUAUGGAAAACUUUCCAUGAAACUUU